AUGCGGCUCCUUCACGAUAGUGGACUGCUUGACGAGACAGCCGGAAAGGCAGACACCGUAGAUAUUCGUACAAAGACAACGCGAGAAGAGUCCCGGGCUGAAGAGAGGGAGCAGACGAUGACGGAGGCACAGAGACAUCCGUACUUCCACCCGACUUGCCCGCUCUGCCAGCACGACGUCGCCGUCAACCAGCCAGCCAGCUACCGUCUCUUCCCCCUGCACCAGUCCCGCUCCUGCAAUUCCCUCCAGGAACAGCCCCAGCAUGCAGGCGGCCAGGUCUUCGUCCAGGGCGUCCUCGUCCAGCACAGACGCUUCCCGGGCGUCAGAUACACAGACAGAGCCGUGCUCAUCCACUGCCGCUGUCUCUCCUUCAUCAGCCACCUGGCCCCGGGCUCCGUCAGCCGUCUGCUCGACCUGAUAGAGCCUACUUUCCUCUCCUCUUCGACGGGGCUGGUAGACAUACACGGCGCUUUUCACGUUGAUACCACUGCUAGUAGUGCAGGUGUAGAUACAGGUGUAGAUGUCCGCAGGGGCAUUUCUACCCUCCCCAAUGAAGUAUGGAACUUGAUAUCAAACUAUGACGUCGGCAGGCUGGAGUUUCUCGUCAGGCUGGCUGCGCAGCUUCAGACUCUGGAUGUCUCGCCGUUGGUCAUGCUGGAUUCCAGGUUUGAGCUCGAGACGGUAGAUGUACGUGGGGACACGGUCAGGAUACAUCUUGUGCGGGUUGGAGGCCGUGCGUACAUCAGCCAUCUCUCGGAUCCAGAUAAGGUCCGUGAGGAUGAAUAUGAAUAUGAACAUGAAUAUGAAAAAGAAGAUAAAAAAUAUACCCUACAAUACAAGGACUACCGGUUUGGAGACAGCACGUUCCUAGCAGUCAAGACAGAUGGUAUUGGCGUGGUUGACCUGGCCUUGGAUGAAAGUGACGGCCGACCAAACUGGAUAUUCGACCACCCUACAGCCCCCUUUGAUAAACAGAUAUCCAGAGUCAGAGACGCAGAUCUACACAGACUACGCCUCGUUUGUGAUUCCAUGAAAUGCCGUGCCAUAUUACCCACUAAUAGAGGUGGUGUUGAGCCUUACUUCGACGCAGGCUGCAUGCCGCCAGGGAACUCAUGGAUCAACUCAAGCAUCAGAGUAGGCUCCUGGCCGACACAACAGUCUGAUCCAUCAACGUACCUGGCACGCGCUACAUACACUUCCUUCCAGCAGGCCCAGUCAGUCACUUUCUUCACUGACCUCGUCCGGCUCGGCAUCACUGAGAUUUACGUCAACGACGACCGACACCGCUACCGUGGCCACUCUGUCGUCUUCCCUGGCAUAAGGCCAGCAUGGACACUACGUCUGUCUGUCUGUCGUCGAGGCGCCGGCCAACAGCAUCCAUUCAUACAGUUUGAUAUCGACGGACAGUGGCUUCCGGCCCUGCCACAGAGCGGUAUCGUCAUUCAGCAGGUUGUCCUGGAACAUGUCAUUGGCAUCUGGCUAGGCGAGACCUUCCCGCUCCAACCAGUCCACAUAGGCAUUGUCAGAGAUGAAUCUGCGCCUCGUCUACUGCCCGGCGAGCAGAUGUUGAAAGUCCCUAACCUAUCCAUGUUUACCAGCAGGUGGUAG
Messenger RNA from Nannizzia gypsea CBS 118893, 1608 nucleotides. RefSeq lists its product as hypothetical. The record is from RefSeq and is a predicted model, not a curated record. The transcript has 3 exons. NCBI's taxonomy places the organism in Eukaryota, Fungi, Ascomycota, Eurotiomycetes, Onygenales, Arthrodermataceae. The coding region runs from base 1 to 1608 and encodes 535 amino acids.